Musca domestica (house fly) is the source of this 1594-nucleotide messenger RNA. Its product is annotated as 3'-5' exonuclease. The coding region runs from base 104 to 1000 and encodes 298 amino acids. The record is from RefSeq and is a predicted model, not a curated record. Lineage: Eukaryota; Metazoa; Arthropoda; Insecta; Diptera; Muscidae. The transcript is spliced from 6 exons. Gene Ontology annotation, biological process: nucleobase-containing compound metabolic process. Gene Ontology annotation, molecular function: nucleic acid binding; 3'-5' exonuclease activity.
GGAAUGUAAACAAAGUUUUUCGUCACAUUCCUUCGUUGUAACCGGACGUUUAAGGUUGUUGAUUGUUGCUAAAAUUAUACAAAGAAAAUAAAUCUACACAAAAAUGCCACCACGCAAGCGUAAUUUAAAGGUAGCGAUGAAUUCAAAAGAUGAGGACAAAAUGACCACACAAGAUAAGGAAAAUGAGGAAAACCCUGCAAAGAGACGUAGUACAAGGAGCACACGAAAUACACGUUCCAUGGCUGAAGAGGGAGCCACGGCAUCGCCGGAAAAAGAAGAAAAGAAACAAUUACCAUUUGUUAAGUACAAAGGAGCUAUUAAAUAUUUCACAGAUGGUAAUGAAAUUGCCGAAGCCUCUGAUGGUUUAAUACAAUUUGUUGAAAAACAACCUGGAGAUGGCCUGGUACCCAUCGCAUUUGACAUGGAAUGGCCGUUUUCAUUUAAAACUGGUCCAGGCAAAUCCGCGGUUAUACAAAUCUGCGCCGAAGAAAAGUGUUGUUAUAUAUUUCAACUGACGAAUCUCAAGAAAUUGCCUGCAGCACUUGUUGCCUUGCUCAAACACAAGCGGGUACGUUUGCAUGGUGUUAAUGUUAAAAAUGAUUUUCGUAAGUUGGGUAGGGACUUCCCAGAAAUUAAUUCAGAUGAUUUAAUUGUGAAUGGCUUGGAUCUGGGGGUUUGGUGCAAUGAAGUAUGUGAAACUGGCGGACGCUGGAGUUUAGAUCGUUUAGCGAGUUAUGUGGUUGGAAAGGCUAUAGAUAAAAACAAAAAAGUACGAAUGAGCAAAUGGCAUGUUAUUCCAUUGGAUGAGGAUCAAUUGAUGUACGCUGCCAUAGACGUUUAUAUUGGUCAAUUAAUUUAUCGAGAGCUUGAAAGGCGAGCAAAACUUAAAGAAGAAAACGAAGCGAAAUUUAUUGAGAAAAAUGGCGAAGCUGCAUUUAAAGCUGUCAAGGCAUUGGGUGAAAGUUUCCUUAAUGAAAAAGCUGAAGAGGUUGCAAUUUAAUUCCCAAAGUUAUACCAAAUGCUGACUGAUUUUUAAUGUUAAUUAAGUUAAGCGCAAUAUAUCAUUUAUCGUAUUCAAUUGUUUUUAAUUUUGAUAAAAAAUGUUAAUAUCCAAAAACUAUCAAGUUUUGAGAAGCAUCUAUUAUGGUAUCUAAUUGUUUAUAUUUGAGAAAAAUCUAAAUAAGAAAUCAUCAAGUUUUGACAAAAAUAAAAUAUUUAUUAUUUUUGAAUAUGUAUUUAAAAAUUAGAAAAUAUAUUGUUGAGGAAUUAUAUACCGCAAUUGGGGAAUUUAGUUAAAUUAUGUUAUUAGUGGUCUUCGCCGCAGGGCUAUAGCCUCUAGUUUACGUUUUAAUACCUGAUUAUCCAAAUCGAUUUGCCUUUGUUGUUUUUUACGAUUUACAGCUGAUGUUGUCAGACGAACAUUUGUUUGGACAUUUGUCUGAAAAAUAUUCAACAUGUUAUACAUUCAUUUUAUAAGUAUUUCGUUUUUAGAAAAAUACCUUAGAAGAUUGAGAUUUGUGUUGUGCACUCUUUGCCACGUAAGUGGGUUUUUGAGUAAGAAUUUUACGCAAUAAAAUUUGAUUGUGACGUUCGA